This is a messenger RNA of Anolis carolinensis (green anole), 1991 nucleotides long. It is a transcript of the gene gnptg, whose product is annotated as N-acetylglucosamine-1-phosphate transferase subunit gamma. NCBI's taxonomy places the organism in Eukaryota, Metazoa, Chordata, Lepidosauria, Squamata, Anolidae. Gene Ontology annotation, cellular component: Golgi apparatus. The transcript is spliced from 11 exons. The record is from RefSeq and is a predicted model, not a curated record. The coding region runs from base 40 to 1011 and encodes 323 amino acids.
UGAAAAGGUCUCGGAGCCACUUCCGGAUUUUAGGGCAAGAUGGCGGCCAGGAAAGUGGCAGCUGGGCCUGGUCUCCGCCUCGUCAUCUUCUCUCUCUGUCUCUCCGGAGGGCCCGCCUCCGGAGGCAAGAUGAAGGUGGUCGAGGAGCCCAACAGCUUCGGGCUCAACAACCCCUUCUUGCCUCCAUCGAACCGCCUUCAACCAAAGGCCUCCCCGGUGCCCCCCGUAGGCCCCGCGCAUCUCUUCCGACUGGCAGGGAAGUGCUUCAGUUUCGUGGAAUCCAUGUACAAGUACGAGUUCUGCCCCUUCCGGAAUGUCACGCAGCAUGAGCAGACCGUCCGGUGGAACGCCUACAGCGGGAUCCUGGGAAUCUGGCGCGAAUGGGAAAUCGAGAACAAGACCUUCACGGGGAUGUGGAUGAGGAACGGCGACUCUUGCGGAACUAAGAACAGAGAGACUAAGGUGCAUCUCGUCUGUGGGAAGAGCCACCGCUUGGCUCAGGUCUCCGAACCCAGCACCUGCCUUUAUGCGCUUACCUUCGAGACGCCACUGGUCUGCCAUCCUCACUCUCUCUUAGUGUAUCCCGCUCUGCCUGAAGGCCUCCAGCGGAAGUGGGACAGAGUGGAGCAGGCGCUGUAUGAGGAUCUCAUCACGGAGCAGGGUUACAAGAAGCGAUUGAGAGAGAUCUUUGAAGACGCUGGCUUCUAUCAAGCGGCAAGAGAAACAGAUGGGAAGAAGACCGAAUCCCCAGAGCCGGUAUUUGAUUCCUUGGACAAGUGCAACCAGGAAUCCAAGAAACUCUCUGAAGAUCUGCAGAGGCUUAAGGAUUUAUUGACCCGGCAUGGAGUGGCCUAUGAAGCAGUCCUAGCUGAAGGCGGUGACGGAAAGCAGGCCUCGGAGAGGAUCCCGGUGGAAACAUCUCCUUCUGCCCUUCCCUCGAAGGCAGGCCACCAGGUCUUGCGCGGAGACCCUGGAACAAGGAAUGACUCCCUGUGGAGGGGAAGGGACUGAGCGGUAGGUUUCUGCUCAUCCUUGAUGGUUCAAGGAGAGCACGGGAGAUGGCUGGUAAGGCUACCACCAGAUUGCAUUCCCAGCAAACCUGCGAAUACACUAUCUUCCUCUGUACCUUGGAGAAGAUGACAAGUGGACCCGGUGCUCCUCUCUUCUGAUUUGGCCAAACUUAUUUACCUGGAAUAAUAAUAACCCUGUGUCCAUUUCUGGGCAAAGCAAUUAAGAGGGAUAUUGACUCUAAGCUGGAAGGGGUCCAGAGGAAGGUGACUAAAAGGAUCCAAGUCCUGGAAUCCCAGAAUCCUCUCAGGAGCAGCUUAAAGAGCUGGGUCUGGGCUGAGAGAAGGGCAGGAAAGGAACUAAGCAUUUGAAAGGAUGUCCUAAGGAAGAGGGAGCUGGCUUCCUUUCUAUUCUGGAGACUAAGCCUCAGUGGAGCCAUGGUUCAAAUUCCAGAAAAGGAGAUUCUUCUUAAAGAUUAGGAAGACAUUCCUGACCAGAUGAUCUGUUCAACAGUGGAGCCCUCUGCCUCAGAGUCCAAGGGAAGCUCCUUCUUUCUCUGGAGGCUUUGAAGCAGUGGCUGGAUGACCAUCAGUCGGGACUGAUUUGAUUAUAUCUUAUUCAAUAGCAGAAGGUGGUUGAACCGGAUGGUUUUGUGUAUGGGAGGAGUCUCUUCUGACUAGAUUCCAUGCUAUGGCUAUCAUAUCUACCUCUCAAUUGCAUGUAUCUAGUCACUGGAUGGUCAUCUGUCGGGAGGGAUUGGAUUGUGUCUUCUUCAAUGGCAGGAAGUUGAACUGGACGGCCUUCUUUGGGCCUAUGAUUCUACAGAUCUGUUUCUCUCCAUGAACUCUCUUAAUGUCUGUGAGGCUGGAUGGCAGUGUGCCAGGAGAGAAUGGAGAAGUAGAGUCUGGGAAAACUUUGUGCCCAAAGGACUUAGAUUAGAAACUUGUUUCCCUAUUCCCUCACAAAUAAAACCUGUGAAUGUA